This is a messenger RNA of Anoplopoma fimbria (sablefish), 1050 nucleotides long. It is a transcript of the gene med18, whose product is annotated as mediator of RNA polymerase II transcription, subunit 18 homolog (yeast). Gene Ontology annotation, cellular component: core mediator complex; mediator complex. The record is from RefSeq and is a predicted model, not a curated record. Gene Ontology annotation, molecular function: transcription coregulator activity. The transcript has 3 exons. NCBI's taxonomy places the organism in Eukaryota, Metazoa, Chordata, Actinopteri, Perciformes, Anoplopomatidae. The coding region runs from base 365 to 994 and encodes 209 amino acids. Gene Ontology annotation, biological process: termination of RNA polymerase II transcription; regulation of transcription by RNA polymerase II.
AAGAAGCAGAAGAAGAAAAGUAAGAUUGAUUUUCAUUCACUGUUGUCGGCUGUGUUCAGUCGUUUGCUGUCUGAAAAUAAACCAAGCAUAUGGAAUAUGUAUUGAUUUAGUUAAUCGCCUCUUUGUUUCCAAUAAUAUAUACUAUACUGACUAUUCAAGUCAAAUAGUUAAUGUUGAAACGCUUAGCACGGUAAGUUGGAUAAGACGGCUUUGUAGCUGGCUGCUACUAUCUGCCUUAGCUAGCUGCUAGCUGCUAGCUGUGGAGACUCUACAGAAGACGGGCUCUCCACCUCUAAGCCGGUGAAGUGAAGAACUGCAUUUUUUUCCAUUUUUCAGACACAAACAACUUGGUGCCUGUGCAAAUAUGGAAGCCCCUCCUGUUUCAGUGAUGCCUGUCACUGGAGGCGCAAUCAAUAUGAUGGAAUAUCUGCUGCAAGGCAGUGUGUUGGACCAGGCACUGGAAAGCCUCUUGCAUCGCCUUCGAGGUCUGUGUGACAACAUGGAACCUGAGACUUUUACAGAUCAUGAACUGGUUUAUCUUCUGAAGGGCCAACAAGGGAACCCUUUCAUUCUGCGUGCCCGGCGCUCCCUCUCCCACCCGACAUCACCCUGGCACCUACGCUACCUAGGCCAACCUGAAGUGGGAGACAAGAGCCGUCAUGCCCUGGUGCGCAACUGUGUUGACGUGGCUGCCUCUCACAGCCUGCCGGAGUUCCUCAAUGAGAUGGGCUUCCGCAUGGACCACGAGUUUGUGGCCAAUGGGCACAUAUUCCGCAAAGGUGCUAUGAAAAUUGUGGUUAGCAAGCUGUCACGCAUCCUGGUACCGGGGAACACGGAGAACACAGAACGUCUGUCACUUUCAUACCUGGUGGAGCUGAGUGUGUUGGCUCCCGCCGGCCAGGACACUAUGUCAGAGGACAUGCGCAGCUUUGCUGAGCAACUUAAACCCCUGGUUCACCUGGAGAAGAUUGACCCCAGCAAACAGAGACAUUGAUUGGUAUUAUUUAGAGGGUCAAAUCUUUCUUCAACUAUUUUUAUAUUGUUUACAUU